Octodon degus (degu) is the source of this 431-nucleotide messenger RNA. RefSeq names its product 60S ribosomal protein L36-like. The transcript has 2 exons. The record is from RefSeq and is a predicted model, not a curated record. The coding region runs from base 144 to 431 and encodes 95 amino acids. Gene Ontology annotation, cellular component: cytosolic large ribosomal subunit; ribosome. NCBI's taxonomy places the organism in Eukaryota, Metazoa, Chordata, Mammalia, Rodentia, Octodontidae. Gene Ontology annotation, biological process: cytoplasmic translation. Gene Ontology annotation, molecular function: structural constituent of ribosome.
CUGAGGCUGAGGGAUUACCAAGAAUUCCAGGCUAGCCUGAGCUACAUAGUCAGUUCCAGGCCAAUCUGAAAUACCUAAGAAGACCCUGCUUAAAAAAGAAAAAAAUCACCUUCCGUCACAGCAACCAUUGGAGAACAGUAGACAUGGCCCUCUGCUAUCCCAUGGCUGUGGGCCUCAACAAGGUCCCCAAGGUGACUAAGCAUGUGAACAAACCGAGGCACAGCCGCUGUCGCAGAUGUCUCACCAAACAUAGCAAGUUCAUGCGGAAUAUGAUCCAGAAGGUGUGCGGCUUCGCCCCCUACGAGUGGCACGCCAUGGAGCUGCUCAAAGUCUCCAAGGACGGGGGCUGGGGAAAUGGCUCGAACAAGCGCGCCCUCAAGUUCAUCAAGAAGAGGGUGGGGACGCACAUCCAUGCCAAGAGAAAGCUGUGA